Molecule: messenger RNA, 2445 nt
Organism: Lactuca sativa (garden lettuce)
Lineage: Eukaryota; Viridiplantae; Streptophyta; Magnoliopsida; Asterales; Asteraceae
Product: Pentatricopeptide repeat (PPR-like) superfamily protein
Molecular function (GO): protein binding
Source: RefSeq, a predicted model, not a curated record
CAUUCUAAACCUUUUAUAUCAUUGUAUGAAUUUUCUUUUAUUUUGUUAUUUAUUUUUAUACCGUUAAUUGUUGCGCCAAAUGAAGCAUGAGUAAAACUUGACCCGACCCGGACAAUACAUGGGUCUCAUCUUAUCCAUAAACUCGGAUAUUGUCAUGAAAUCAGAAAUCUUCAUAUCCUGCCACACAUAUAACAGAUUCUCUCUCUCUCUCUCUCUCUCUCUCUCUCUCUCUCUCUCCAUUCUCUGGACAAUGAGACUUUACUGAAUUUCAAUCUCUCGGACCAAAUCAGGCAAUGAUUUCUGCAGAAUUCUCACCAACAUUCUUCCCCUUCAACGCUCACCCAAAACACACAACAACUACUCACCAUCAUUACUCUGUUAUAACCUGUAGAAACCCAAACUCAAACCCUAGUCCCAACAACAGUAGAAGCUCUUCUUCAAAUGUCAAACUUACUACCACUUCGAAGCCUGCCCAUUUCCAAUCCUACACUUACAAAGAGACACAUUUCAUGAAAUUGCUCAACAGGUCCUGCAAAGCAGGUAAAUACGACGAGUCACUCUACUUUCUAGAGCUCAUGGUCGGCAAAGGCUAUAAACCUGACGUUAUCCUCUGCACGAAGCUCAUUAAGGGCUUCUUCAACACAAAACGGGUCGAAAAAGCAGUGAAAGUGAUCCAGAUACUCGAAUCCCAUGGUGAACCAGACGUUUUCGCCUAUAAUGCAGUAAUCAGCGGGUUUUGUAAGCUGAAUCAAAUCGAUUCAGCCAACAGAGUGCUAGAUCGGAUGAGAAAUCAAGGGUUUUCACCGGACGUGGUUACUUACAAUAUUCUGAUCGGGAGUCUAUGUAGUAGAGGGAAACUUGGAUUUGCUAUGAAGAUGUUGGAUAAGCUACUGGAGGAUAACUGUAAACCUACGGUGAUUACUUACACAAUUUUGAUCGAGGCCACCAUUUUUGACGGUGGGAUUACUGAAGCGAUGAAGCUUCUUGAUGAAAUGCUGUCUAGAGGUCUUCAACCGGAUAUGUACACUUACAAUGCAAUCAUCAGAGGUCUAUGUAGAGAAGGAAUGAUGGAUGAAGCUUUUGAAUUCGUUAGAAGUUUACCAUCAAAAGGAUGCAAACCAGAUGUCAUCUCCUACAACAUUCUACUACGAGCAUUGUUGAAUCAAGGGAAAUGGGGUGACGCAGAGAGAUUAAUGGAAGAAAUGUUCUCAAGAAACUGUGAGUUAAAUGCUGUUACUUAUAGCAUUUUAAUAACCUCUUUAUGUCGGGAUGGCAAGGUAGAUGAAGCUAUGAAUAUGUUAAAGAUCAUGGUAGAAACUGGGCUUACUCCCGAUGCUUUCACUUUUGACCCUUUGAUUUCUGCUUUUUGUAAAGAAGGCAGACUUGAUGUAGCAAUUAGUUUUCUAGAUUACAUGAUAUCAACUGGAAGUUGGCCGGAUAUAGUAAAUUACAACACAGUGUUAUCAGCUUUGUGUAAAAAUGGAAAUGCAGAUGAAGCCAUGCAGAUUUUUGAAAGAUUAGGGGAAACAGGGUGUCCACCUGAUGUAAGCACUUAUAACACAAUGAUAAGUGCUUUAUGGAACAAUAAAGAAAGAGAGAAAGCUUUGAGUAUGGUUUCUGAUAUGAUUAUGAAAGGAAUCAACCCUGAUGAGAUCACAUACAAUGCUCUUAUAUCAUGUUUGUGUAGAGAUGGAAUGGUGGAUGAGGCGAUUGGGUUGUUGGAAAGUAUGAAAAGUAAUGGAUUUAUGCCAAGUGUUAUAACGUAUAAUAUCAUACUUCUUGGAUUGUGUAAAGCUCAUAGAAUGGAUGAUGCUAUUCAUGUGUUGGAAGAAAUGGUGGAAACGGGUUGUCAACCAAAUCAGACAUCUUACAUUUUGUUGGUGGAAGGGGUCGGGUUUUCAGGCAGAAGGGCAGAGGCUAUUGACUUGGGUCAUUCUCUUUUCCAAAUGAAAGUAAUUUCACAAGAAUCAUUUACAAGGUUGAAAAAGACUUUCCCAUUUCUGGAUUCUGAAAACAGAUAUAGCUAAAUGGUCUACAAAGUUGUAGAAACAGAAGAAACAGAAGAUGUAUGAUGAAUUGAGGCUGUCGAUGGAAGAUUUGAGUUUUCAGUGAAGGGAAGGGAAGGUGUGUAGUUGUUAUCGCCGCCGGUGAUUUUGCGUCUGCUUCUGGGGGUGUGGAGGAGCGAAAUGCGAAGGGAAAGGGUUUUGGUAGGAUGUGCAAGCAAAAAGCUCUGUUUUGGCGAUAAUCACUAUGGUCUAGGGCUUAACAGAGCCGGCAAUUACAUAAUAUUACAGUUACUACCCUAUACUUUUACAACCAUUACACAAUGCCGCCUUUUAAAUCGAGUUGUUCACAUCACUUAUUCUAAGUUCGGGAUAAUAAUUUAUGACUCAAUAAUACCUUGAUCCAUAAAGUAUCUACGAGUACAACAUGCCUUUGAUCUCA